Messenger RNA from Dothidotthia symphoricarpi CBS 119687, 825 nucleotides. RefSeq names its product 60S ribosomal protein L13. Bases 33 to 680 code for a protein of 215 amino acids. The record is from RefSeq and is a predicted model, not a curated record. Lineage: Eukaryota; Fungi; Ascomycota; Dothideomycetes; Pleosporales; Dothidotthiaceae. Gene Ontology annotation, molecular function: structural constituent of ribosome; RNA binding. Gene Ontology annotation, biological process: translation. The transcript is spliced from 6 exons. Gene Ontology annotation, cellular component: cytosolic large ribosomal subunit; ribosome.
ACCACAGGUCCACCAACAGGAAAUCUGCAAAAAUGGCCAUCAAGCACAACCAGCAGAUCCAGAAGAACCACUUCCACAAGGACUGGCAACGCUACGUCCGCGUGCACUUCGACCAGCCGGGCAAGAAGAAGUCCAGAAGGAACGCUCGCGUUGCCAAGGCCGCGAAGGUCGCUCCUCGCCCCGUCGACCUCCUCCGCCCCGUUGUGCGAUGCCCGACCAUCAAGUACAACCGCCGCGUCAGGCCCGGCCGUGGUUUCUCUCUCGUUGAGCUGAAGGCUGCUGGCAUUCCCCGCAAGUUUGCCCGUACCAUCGGUAUCUCCGUCGACCCCCGCCGCCAGAACCUCUCCGAGGAGGGUCUCAAGGCCAACGUCGAGCGCCUCCAGGAGUACAGGAAGCGCCUCAUUCUGUUCCCCCGCCGCAACGGCAAGACCAAGGAGGGUGACGCUUCCGCCGAGGACGUCAAGGCCGCCAAGAGCGCCGAGAACGUCAUCAAGAGCACCGCUGUUUCGCUUCCCAUCAAGAACGUCGUUUCCUUCGAGGAGGGUCCCAUCGGCGACUACAAGGGCGAGGAGAACGCUUACAGGAAGCUCCGUGACGCCCGCUCCGAGGCCCGACUUGUCGGUGUCCGUGAGAAGCGCGCCAAGGACAAGGCUGAUGCGGACGCUGACAAGAAGAAAUAAGCUGCUCGCUAAAGGGUGGUUUGGUUCUGUGUUAUGCCUUACGAAAGAUUUAAAAGUCAAGGCCACGGUUUGGCGAUGGGUAUUCCCAGCAUGGGCGGCGUCAAUGAUUAGGUCUGUCGGGUAUGACAGCGUGUGAAUGAUACCU